UCAGCCCUUCCUUGCUUCAUUUACCCUUUCUCAAUUUCUUGGAUCUUAGUUUCAAUAAAUUUGAUAGAAUUCCAAGUUUCAUUGGCUCUCUCAACAACUUGGUCUAUCUUAAUCUUUCUUAUAAUAAAUUUGUUGGGAAUGUUCCUCCUCAUCUGGGAAAUAUUUCCACUUUGAAAUAUCUUGACAUUGGCAACAACUUUUAUGGUCAACGUUUAAAAGUGGUUGACACCUUGGAAUGGAUUUCUCAUCUUUCUUCCUUGGAGUAUCUCAAUAUGGAUUGCGUAGACCUUCAUUCUGUUUCAGAUUGGCUUCACUCAAUUUCUAAGCUUUCUUUUCUGAGAACACUAAGCCUAUCUUCCUGCUACCUUCCAAGUCCCUCAUCAUCACUUUUGCACAUCAACUCUUCUAGUUUCCUACAACACUUGUCUUUACAGUAUGGAAAUAUAGCAACUUUUCCCCUACUGAAUUUGUGGCUAAACCAAAGCUACUUCCUUCAAUCUCUUGACCUCUCCGGUAAUUCUUUGGUAGGUGGCGAGAAGGACAUCAAAUUCUUGAGGCAUCUUGACAAGUUGAAAAUUCUUGAUUUAUCGUCUAACUCUUUCUCUUUCAACUUUUCAGAACUCAUUUUAGGUUCAGAGAAAUUGAUAGAGAUUUUGAGAUUGAGUGAAAACAAAAUUGUGGGAUCACUAGAUGAAAUCAAAAAGUUUAAUUCCCUAAGAAAAUUAAACUUGGGGAAUAAUCAACUUUCCGGUUCACUGCCGGACAUGUCAACAAUGUUGUCCUUAGAAGUUUUUGCAAUUGGCAAGAAUCUGUUCCAUGGAAACUUAAUGGGAAGUAACAUUGGCCACCUCUCUAAUCUCAAAUGUCUGGAUGUUUCUUCAAAUUCAUUGGAUGGAGCCAUAUCUGAAAUCAGCUUUUCUAAUUUUAGCAAAUUGGAUGUGCUCAUCCUGUCUGAUAACUCUUUGACAUUGAAUUUAGGCACCCACUGGAUUCCACCAUUUCAGUUAAGUGGUCUAGGCCUCAGAUCUUGUGAGUUGGGCCCAAAAUUUCCUAAUUGGCUCCACACACAGACAAAGCUAGAUACUCUUGAUGUCUCAAAUAAUGGAAUUUCAGAUCUCUUUCCUCAAUGGCUCACCAAUCUAUCCAACUUAGACUAUUUGAGUGCUUCUCAAAACAGAAUUCGUGGAAAAUUACCAAACAUACCAUCAUUUUUGAAUCUAGUAGACUUUAGCAGCAAUUUGCUAGAAGGUCCUAUGCCAAAAAAUUAUUCACGAGUAUCAACACUGAUCCUUCACAAAAACAAGCUUUCUGGAACCAUUUCAGUUCUGUGUACAAAUAUUUCUACAGAGUUUGAAUAUCUUGACCUUUCAAAUAAUUUCUUUACCGAGAAGAUUCCUGAAUGUUUGUGGAAAGUUAACCAUUUGUAUAGUUUAAACUUGGCAAAUAAUAACUUCUUUGGUGAAAUCCCCUUAUCCAUAGGACACUUGAACAAUAUGGUUGCACUGCAUUUGAGAAACAAUAGGUUUGAUGGGGAAUUUCCUGUGUUUUUACAAAAUUGCACUUCAUUAUUGGUUUUGGAUCUUGGAAAUAAUUAUUUUACUGGGGGUAUUCCUGCAUCGAUAGGAGAAAGCUUAAAAGAGUUGAAGAUCCUUUGCCUGGAUUCAAAUGAACUAAAAGGAUCAAUCCCAAUUAAUAUUUGCCAACUUCAAUCCAUUCAAAUAAUGGAUUUGUCUUCGAACCAUUUAUCUGGUUCCAUUCCAACUUGCUUCAAAUCAUUAAUGACUAAAUAUGAUGAAUGGAUGCCAAACGCGGAGACUUAUGGAUCUUCUCAACAAACCUAUGGGAUUCUAGACUCUUUCGAAGAAUCUUUCUUUGAUUAUGAAUGGCUUAUGUGGAAGGGUAUAGAGGUGGAGUAUGGUAAGAACCUCAGAUUCAUGAAGCUCAUUGAUCUCUCAAGCAAUAAAUUGGUUGGAGAAAUCCCAGUUGAGAUAACUGAUUUGCAUAUGCUUAAUUCACUAAACCUGUCAAGAAACAAACUGACCGGAUCCAUCCCAGAUAAGAUUGGUGAGAUGAGGUCACUAGAGAGUCUCGACCUGUCAAACAAUCAACUUUCUGGAGCAAUACCACCGAGCCUGGCUAGUAUAUCAUUUCUUGCUCACUUGGACUUGUCGAACAACAAUUUGUCUGGUUGUAUUCCACUCGGCACUCAGUUGCAAGGAUUCACUGAGGCUUAUGAGGGAAAUUCAAAGCUACGAGGGCCUCCACUUCCAACAAAGUGUCAUAGAGAUGAACCUGAAAAUGCUCCACAACAAGGGGGAAUUGAUGAAGGAUGGAUUAUUUGGGACUUUGACUUUUUUGUGAGUUUGACACUUGGAUUCAUUGUUAGUUUUUGGGGAGUAUGUGGAACAUUAAUACUCAAGUCUUCUUGGCGACAUGCGUAUUUCCAAUUUUUAGAAGACAAAAAAGAGAAGAUUUGCACUGCCAUUGUGGUCCUUGGAGCCAAAUUGAAGAGAGGCAUGAGAGCUAACUAGCUCGAUUGAAGUAAAAGGAAGUACGAAGGCAGCCAUUGGAGUACCUCCGGUCCAUCCAUGUCAUUCUAAAUAAAGUUGAAUCAUGUGUAUUUGUGUGUUUGUAUUCAUAUUUCAAGUCAUGUAAUUCUAUUUUGUUCUGUAUUGUGUCAUUGUGUGUAUUGAGGUUCUACUAUAUAUACAUCAUCAUACCAUAGCCUAUUUUGAA
Molecule: messenger RNA, 2736 nt
Organism: Ipomoea nil (Japanese morning glory)
Lineage: Eukaryota; Viridiplantae; Streptophyta; Magnoliopsida; Solanales; Convolvulaceae
Product: receptor-like protein 12
Exons: 2
Coding region: 273-2531 (752 amino acids)
Molecular function (GO): protein binding
Source: RefSeq, a predicted model, not a curated record